Pomacea canaliculata is the source of this 1318-nucleotide messenger RNA. Its product is annotated as neprilysin-11-like. Gene Ontology annotation, biological process: protein processing. Gene Ontology annotation, molecular function: metalloendopeptidase activity. The transcript has 6 exons. Gene Ontology annotation, cellular component: plasma membrane. The record is from RefSeq and is a predicted model, not a curated record. NCBI's taxonomy places the organism in Eukaryota, Metazoa, Mollusca, Gastropoda, Architaenioglossa, Ampullariidae. The coding region runs from base 324 to 1121 and encodes 265 amino acids.
UAUACUAGAAAUGUUAAUUGUUAGCAAAACAUCUUCUGGUGCUUAAAAGGAUUUCUUUGCUUAGUACUUUGUACAUACCUGGUCUACCCCGGGGCACUACAUGUAAGUUGACAACAGAACAAAAGUAGGUUGAGUAACUGAGGCAAACAUAUAAUGAAGUCGUAAAAUCAUCCAUGCAUAGCCAUGGCUUAGAUAGCCAUUACAAACCACGUAUGAUGGGUCAUUCUAGUAAAGUUGAAUCCUGUGCUUAUAUUUACUGACUGGAAAAUUUAUUUUUGCAGGCCUGGUGUUCUAACUAUGGACCAGAGCUCCGUAAAGUAGUAAUGAUGAAUAACCACAGCCCGAAUAACUUCAGGUUUUCAUUGAAAGAACGCCUAACACCAAGAGAGAAGGUCCUCGUCAUAAUCAUCGUUAUUCUUUUUAUAUUGCUGGUUAUCUUCUUCGGACUUUUCAUCGCCUUUCGCGUCAAAUACGAUGAAAAGAACGGCUCGACUGAGUUCGUUUCUACUUUCGUUCCGUCAGAAAAUGUCUGCCAAACGUUGGAGUGUCUGGAAUCAGCUGCCACCAUCGCCAAAAGCAUCAACACCAGUGUGGAUCCUUGCGACGACUUCUACCAGUUCGCGUGCGGACGCUGGAUGGCGGAGCAUCCUGUACCCUUGGGUGCCAACGGAAUUGAUAAUAGCAUUCUAAUAGACAAGGAGAUCAAACAGACGCUCAAAGGUCUACUUACCAUCCAAGACGAAACAGCUCCUGAAGCAGUCAAGCAGGCUCGUGCUUACUUCCGGUCCUGUCAGGACGCUUACACCAGAGAAAAUGAGGGCAGUAAGCCGGUACUCGACCUCUUCAAUCUGAGUGGCAGUGGCAUCUACCCGACACUACAACCGUCAUGGAAUGACACGGGUAUGACGUUCUCAGACAUCGUGGAGUACCUCUCAAGCGUUGGUGACCUUGGUGUUAAUGUUUUCAUUCCUAUGCUGGUCAUGCAGGACGAGAUGCAUUCAGACCGAAAUAUAAUUAAGGUACAUUUUAGAAGAUUUUGUUUUCUUCUUCUAUUUCUUUCAUCUCUUUUUCUUGCUUAUUCGUUUUCUUCUUCUUUUUUAUUUUUGUUUCUUGUUUGGUAGUUUAAUAGAAAGUAACUUAGGUGUGUGUAAAUCAAGGCGUUAAUGGCUAUUCAUGUCUCACUUUCAGUAGAGAUAACAACUAAAGUCAUGUUUUUGUCUGGCACCACGUAGGUAAUACAAAAAACUGUAUUUGCAUUUUUUUCUAAUCUUUACAGCUUAAGAAAUUUUCGAGAAAUAAUCAAGCAGACGGUGAUGCA